Molecule: messenger RNA, 1868 nt
Organism: Pantherophis guttatus
Lineage: Eukaryota; Metazoa; Chordata; Lepidosauria; Squamata; Colubridae
Gene: FCF1
Product: FCF1 rRNA-processing protein
Cellular component (GO): small-subunit processome
Source: RefSeq, a predicted model, not a curated record
CGGUCGCUCCCUUAUAACAAAAACGGAACCAGGCCGCUCUAGCCUCCCCCUGACGGCGAUGACCGGAAGUGAUGUAUUAAAAGCGGGACACGUGUGCCGCGCGGCGGAAGUAGCUCGGGAAAAGUUUAGCGGUGUUGCCCGCAGCGGCUGCAUGGUGGGAACUGGGAGAUGGGGAAACAGAAGAAAGCACGGAAAUAUGCUGCCAUGAAACGCAUGAUCAGCCUUCGUGAUCAGCGCAUUAAAGAGAAAGACCGAGCAAAACGUAAAGAAAAGAAGAAAGAAGAUCCCAGUGCCAUCAAGGAGACAGAAGUCCCCAAAUAUCCUUCGUGUUUAUUCUUCCAAUAUAACACACAACUAGGACCUCCAUAUUACAUCUUAGUGGAUACCAAUUUUAUUAAUUUUUCCAUUAAAGCCAAAUUGGAUCUAGUGCAAUCAAUGAUGGAUUGUCUCUAUGCCAAAUGCAUUCCUUGUAUCACAGAUUGUGUCAUGGCUGAAAUUGAGAAACUGGGACAGAAGUACCGUGUAGCUUUAAGGAUAGCAAAAGAUCCCCGAUUUGAGCGAUUGCCAUGUACUCACAAAGGAACUUAUGCUGAUGACUGUUUGGUACAGAGGGUCACCCAGCACAAAUGUUACAUAGUGGCUACUGUAGACAGAGACCUGAAGCGAAGAAUACGAAAGAUCCCAGGAGUACCAAUAAUGUAUAUAUCCAAUCACAGGUAUAACAUUGAGCGGAUGCCUGAUGAUUAUGGAGCUCCUCGAUUUUAAAUAUGAUAGAAAAAAUGCCUGCCAUGUUGAAUUCCAGAACACUGAGCCAGUUAUAAUGAAGUUAUAAUCUGGGUUCAUUUCUUAUAGUGCUUGGAAUUUGAACUAAUUCGUUAAAUCUCUUUCAGAUAAAAUGGACAUUCUAUUCCAGGGGUGUCAAAGUCAUGUCGUCACGGCAGCGUCAUGUGACGUAUCAGGAGUUUUUUCCCCUUUGCUAAACCAGGCAUGGGCGUGGCCAGUGCGUGACGCAGCCAGCCCACGGGCCAGGAGUUUGACAGCCCUGUUCUAUUCCAUGUUCUGGGAUCUAGUAUAAACAUUUGUACUGCUUGUAAAUGUGUUUCUGAGAAUUUCUUCUUUAUUAUUAAGAAAUUUUCUCAUGAUAUAGCCAUUUUACAAAUGUUCAAUAUUCAUAUAUGAAUUGUUGAAGGGAGCAUUUCUACAGGAUUUAUGCAGAAAUUCAAACACUUGCUUAAAAUUGUCAAAACACUCAAUAUUUUGAAAUUUGGGUGCAAAACCCUCUAUUCCAUACAUAAUUAAUAAUUUAAUAUAAGUGGAAAAUUACAAGUAUUGAUCCUGGCAUUAAUUCUAAUAUGAAGAAACCAAUUUGUAUAUAAAUAAAAAUUUCCAAACCUAAAAUAGUUGUGUUCAACACAGGCAGUUUGUAAAGAAAAAAGUUUUUAAAAGUGACCCUUUCAAAUAUUAUAGAAAUGAAAAUAAUUACAAGAACAUCUAUCCUAUAACAUAGUGUUUAUAUUUUAGAAAAUAUUAAACAAUGGUAUAAAAUUGUACAGAUAACUUUUUCAUUCAUAAUACUAAAUAAUUCAGUAAAACAAAGGUUUAGAUUUUGUUAAAAAUUAUUUCUGUGAUGACAAUAGAAGACAAAACAAAAGGGGAAAAAUUGAAAUUAAAUGUAGUUACUAAAGAAAGCUGUUUUGUUAAAGAUAAGGCCUGCAUGCAAAAACAAUUGUUUUUCAAAAGGCAGAUAUAUUUGCUGUAUAACAUGCAGACGGAAAUUAAAUAAUUUUUUUCUCUGAAAACCACUGUCAGCAUCUUAAAGCUAUGGAUUAAAAAUGUCUUCCCACAUCAUACCUUUUUUCACAAUACAA